Molecule: messenger RNA, 2095 nt
Organism: Aspergillus steynii IBT 23096
Lineage: Eukaryota; Fungi; Ascomycota; Eurotiomycetes; Eurotiales; Aspergillaceae
Product: amino acid permease
Exons: 8
Coding region: 425-2011 (528 amino acids)
Biological process (GO): amino acid transmembrane transport
Cellular component (GO): membrane
Molecular function (GO): amino acid transmembrane transporter activity
Source: RefSeq, a predicted model, not a curated record
GUGGAAUCGUCAAGGUCUUUCUUUUUCUUUUAUUUUCUUUCUUCCUUUCUUUUUUUCUUUUUUCUUUUUUUUGAAACCAUUCUUGAGGGCUUUGUGUUGUAAAAUACUUCAAAAGUUGUCACGGGUUGUUGGUGGAGUUGACGCUACUAUCCCAAGUGAUCUCUGCGCGGCCAUAGCGAUGACGCGAGGCAAUAAUUGACUCUUUACUGAUGUGUUUCUGGAUUUCUAGAAGACCUUCCGGAUUUCAUAUGGUUAUACUUCUGUUCUGACGCCAUGCGGUGUCAGCAAGGAAAGAGCUGGAGUUGUGGAUUCCGCGCACCUUCCCAGAGUGCAUGUCAGGCUCCCACUCAGCAUCAUUCUCAACUCUUCUUUGGAUAGAGAAUGAACUGGGACUUAUUCAAGCAAAACUCUGACAUUCGACGCUAUGGAGAUGCCCCUUGAGCACAAGCUCCUGAAGGACCAUCGUCUCGGCAUCAUUGUUAUCGGCAGUGCUCUCAGCACGGGUCUGCUUGUCGGAUCCGGAUUUGGUCUGGUACGAAGUGGUCCGGCUGGCAUUCUUUUGAACUACAGUAUCAUUGGCCUCGUUGCUUUCCUAGUCCUCUCGGCUUUGGGGGAGAUGAGUUCGUUUGCGCCUAUGCCCACCGGAGCCGGAGGCUAUGCAUCACGCUUUGUGGAUCAUGCUCUAGGUUUCGCCACGGGGUACUGUAAUGCGCUCAAGUAUCUGCUGUCGACUCCGAAUCAUCUCGUUGCGGCGUCAUUGAUUACGAAGUUCUGGGUGGGAGAUACCAUCCAUCCGUCGGCCAUUGUCACUGUUGCCUUGAUAGUAGUCCUGAUCAUCAAUUUGAUCACUCUCAAGGCAUUUGGGGAAUUUCAAUUCUGGCUCGCUCUGUUGAAGAUGACUCUUUUGUGCGGCACAAUUAUAUUGAUGCUCAUUGUCGCUCUAGGAGGCGGCCCCAAUCGUGACAGACUUGGUUUUAGGUACUGGAAAAACCCCGGUGCUUUUGCAGGUUUUGAUGUCGCAGGACCCAGGGGGAGGUUCUACCGGGCUUGGAGUACCAUGGUACAUGCUGCCUAUGCAUUUGGCGGGACAGAAUUAGUAGGAGUGCCUAUCACUGAAAGAAGGAAUCCACGUACCGCGAUGGCCGGGGCGGUUCGUCUAACCUUCCUCCGGAUUUUCUCCAUCUUCAUCCUGUCGAUCUUUCUCCUCGGGAUGGUCGUUCCACACGAUACUCCCAAGUUGGCUUUUGCGUCAAGCGCCCACACUACUGCAGCUGCCUCCCCUUUUGUGGCAGCGGUUGAACUGGCAAAUAUCAAGGGCUUGGAUCAUGUAAUCAACGCACUGAUGCUCAUCUUCAUCACAGCGACUUCUACCACCGACUUCUUUCUGGCCACACGUACGAUCUAUGGUAUUGCGCUGGAUGGGAAGGCUCCUGCGAUUCUAGCCAGGACGAACAGCCGCGGGACACCAGUUCUGGCAGCAGUCAUUCCCUUUGUCUUUUCCCUGCUGGCAUACAUGAGUAUCAGCGCCAACACGAAGACUCUUUUCAGUUAUCUGAUGGAAAUGAUCGUGGGUUUCAGUGUCCUCACCUGGAUCUCUAUCCUAACCACGCACAUUGCCUUCUGCAAGGCUGUUAAGACCCAGAAGAUUCCGUCCAAUCGCUUCCCCUACCGUACGCCACUUCGAGAGUGGGGAUCAAUGAUCGCUUUGGUCUUCCUGUGCAUCUUCAACCUGAGUAAAGGCUCCGAGAUGCUCAGUGGAAAGAAAUUCAAUUACCGAGUUUUCAUUGUUCAGUACAUCGGCAUCCCUUUCUACCUCCUGUGUAUCUUCGGUUACAAGAUUCACCGGGGGACUCGUCGCGUCAGAUCCAUGGAGGCGGAUUUGGCCACUGGUGUUUCUCCAGUCCCUUUCGAGGAGGAAAAGUCCCGGAAGAAGGAGGAAGACAAGAUUAAAAUGGCUAGUGCGACUGGUCUUAAACGCGUUUAUCGGUGGUUUCUGUCGUGGUUUUUCUAGUAUUUGACGCGAUCGGGGAGCCGAUUUUCUGUUUGUAGGCAUCAUAAAAUUGUGGAAAGUGAAUAAUUAAUCGCCAAGAAGGAU